Molecule: messenger RNA, 804 nt
Organism: Plasmodium adleri (nom. inval.)
Lineage: Eukaryota; Apicomplexa; Aconoidasida; Haemosporida; Plasmodiidae
Product: conserved Plasmodium protein, unknown function
Exons: 4
Coding region: 1-804 (267 amino acids)
Source: RefSeq, a predicted model, not a curated record
AUGGGAAGAGAACAAAAUUAUAAAAAGAAAAGUUUUAAAAAUGAAUCACAUCAGAAAAAAAUUGUUAACAACAAAAUCAUAUUUUUUAAUAUGAUUUAUUUGAUGAUACUCUUCGUUGUUUGUUUUAUAGGAGGUAUAUUGUUGGGCUUCUUAACCACAUCAUAUACAGCCGAAAUAAAUAUUAUUCAGAAUGAUGAUAAUGUAUUUCAAUUUUUAUCAAAAAAUGAUAAGAUAAUUAUAGGUGGGAAAUUAAAUAUACAAUUUAGAGUCGAUAACAAAACUAUGUUAUCAUAUGUAUUUAAUUCUGAAAGUGUCAAAUAUUUUUAUUAUCCAGUGGGACAAAAUAGUAACUGUUUGUUGUAUAACGGAGGUUUAGAAGAAAAAACAUCAAAUCAGGAACCUCUAAAAUAUAAAAGUGAAAUUAGCACACCAUUAUAUAACGAUGAAAAUAUAUUUCCUACAAAACUUACUAUUAAGGUAGAUUAUAAUAUUUUACACUCGUCAUCCAAAGUAUACACAUUGCCGUUACAUAUAGGAUAUGAAAUAUCACAUGAUCAUAAAUAUGAAGUUCAGUCUAUGUAUAAUGACUGUAAACGUUUUCAUAAAAUUUAUUUUUCUAUAAAACUAGAUCAGUUAUAUAUGUCCAACGAAUUAAGAAAAAUAUAUAAUGAUAAAAGUUAUGAAUUCAUAUUUUAUUGUAAUUGUUAUAUGGAUGAUAAGGUACAUGCUUAUUUUAAUGUUUACCCCAUAUAUAAAAAUGUCAUUUUAGAAAAUUUAAGAAACAACCCUAAACUUUUAAAUUGA